UCUACCAUGCUAUUUUCCUGCGCCAAAAUAAAUAUGGCGAAAAAAAGUCAAAACGUGUGUUUACUAUCUUCCUUUCAAGAAAAAGAAAAAAUAGAAUAUGCAAAGAUUAUCAAAAGCUUACCAGGCGCUGUCUUUGUGGAUUCGUCGUUUUAUCAACCAAAUUGCAAUGUGAUCAUUUGUAAAUUUCCCAGUAGAGGAGAAAAAUAUUUAUGUGGAAGUGCUGCAGGAAAGAAUAUACUUUGCCCGAAUUAUGUUGAAGACUGCCUUGAAGCUAGAACUUGGUUACCCUUUGAUGCAUAUGAAUGGUGCAAUCAAGAAGUUCAACCAGGAAUCGAUGAAAAGAUUUUAAGUUUACCAAAACGAUGCAGAGAAUUUAUUAAGAGAAACAACGGGCAGUUAAUAUUCAGCAAUUGGAAGGUUCUGCUCCAUAUUGCAGAGAAACCCAAAAGAAAUGCUUAUAAAAGAUUGCUUGAAUCAGGUGGUGCAAAAAUUAUCAAUGCAAAUCCACCAUUUCUUAUAAACAUCAAGUAUAAAAUAACGCAUGUGUUUGUGACAAAAGAACUGUCAAAAGAUUUUAAAAUUUUGAAUCGUGAUAAGUUUGAGAAUGUAUUUUAUCCAGAAUACAUUGCAGAAUACUUGAUUCAGCUAAAACCACCACCUGUGAAGAAAUUCCAAUGUUUUAGUACUGACAUUAAAGUCAAGAACCAAAUCAAGAAUAAAGUACAAUCACCAAGAAAACCAUCAAUACCACCACACAAAGCACGCGGUCAGAAAACCAUUGUGGAAAUGUUUAAUCGUAAGCGUAAGAGUGUUGAAAAUAGUCCAUCACCGAAACGCAUAUGCGAUCAAAACAUAUCUACUCCUAUCGUAAAAACAUCCAUAAGAACAGACACAGAAACGCCAACUUUCUUUGAAUCUGGGGUAAAAAUGAAGCAAAGAAUCACAAACAAUUCAACUCCUGGUAUUAGUCCAAUACCAGGUCAAAGUAUGAUGAACGCUGUUGUAAUAUGUUCUGAUAUUAGAAAGAAACCUUCAGAAAAAAAUCUCCACAAACAAGUGUUAUUAUCAAAUAAAAAAAAAAUGGAAAUUAUAGACUUGUUGAGUGAUGACGAAGGAAAUUCAUCAACAAAUAAUUUAAAAAAGUUUAUACCAAAUGUGUCAGUCUGUGGCUCUACUAUACUUAUUGACUCAGCUGUCUCAUCUGGAAACUCAGUUAACAUUGUUGAUAUGGAAGACACUAACAAUCUGGACCUAAAUGCCUCAGGGUCUUUACAAUUGAGCGCUUCUUCUGUUACUAAAGUAAAAACCUUGCCAUCAACCCUUAAACAAGUUAAAGUUGAAAAAGAUCAUGUAGUUAAGGCCCUAGAUUUUACAAACACCGAAACUUCUCUUAGCGAUAGUGAAUUACUUCCGCAUUUGGACUGUUUCUUGAUGAAGAACACAUCAGUUAAGUCAGUUUCCUUGAGAAGUUCUAAAAAAUUUAUUCAAGAAACAGCUUCAGACAAGCAGCAUACACCACCAACAACAAAUGGAGAUUCUGAUGUUGUCUCAUGCAGACGUGCAAAAAAAAGCUUCAAUGAGUGCAAUAUUUCACAAGAAAUUUUAUCACCUUCAAAAGGAAACGAAGCUAAUAUAAGUAGUAGGGGAAGGCUUCGAAUAGCAAAGAGAUAUUCUGAUUGUGUCAUGACAAGUAAAAAAAAAGUUAUCAGAGUUAACAAAUCUGACAGUUCCUUGCUCUUAAAGAAAACAGAAAAUGAUUCUUUGAAGAAUACUCAAUCUGAAAAAUUGUUUAAUACUGAAGAAUUGAAACGGAACAAAACAAACACCAGUCAAUUAAAAAUUAAAAAAACUGAAACUAAAAAAAGUAUUAUUAAAGUAAUAGAUUCGCCUUCCCCACAAAGUCAUAUGAUGAUAAAAAAUAGAUCCUCACCAAGACUUUUAAUAAAUGGAAGUUUAAAAGAACUUGGAAAAGUCAAUUCACUUUAUCAUUCUCCAACUUCACAGAGUGACCGGAUAGUGUUCAAAGGGUCCUCACCAAACAUUUCAAAAAGUAGAAGCAGUGAGAACACAAGUCUCCAUUCACCCACUCAUAAACGUGUUAUAAUAAAAUAUCCAAUUGGGGUGCCAUUUAAUUUCCCAAUUAAUAACUUGAAAUGCCAAGAAAAAGCUCCCAAAAGAAGUUCUAAGUUUAUCAAAAGAAUGACGUUUUCCCGCAGAAUGGAGAACACAAUAGAAUCAAGUAUUGACGACAAGAACUUUAAAGCGGCUUUUGAUGUCAUUAAAGAUAACGCGUCAUCAUUUUACUAUCCUUCGCCAAAAAUAAUAGCAUUGCUGCUUAAAGCCAUCACUGCUGAAAGACUGUUACGUAAAGGAUCUGAAUACGUCACGCUUCUUCAAAACGUAUGUUUAUUGCACCCAACAAUGAAAAUAUCCAGUUGUUAUAAUCAAGCUCUUGAGAUGCCUGUAGAACAAAAAGAUGGCAGCUUGAUAGCAACAUGUUCUUCUUGGGAAUAUUUUAUGCAAUUAGUUAAUAAUAUCUCAAACACAUUGGAUGAUGAUGAACGGGACGAUGACGACAAGUGGAGAUUCGCAACUCUCAACUUGAUGGUAGUGAACUAUUUGGUUUUGUUACUAGAGAUGGAAUUAAAAACACUGGAAACGUUAGGUGAGUCUGUUCAGAGUGUUGAAGUACUUCGAAAAAGUUUGUUAUGGCAAUUGAUUUGGAAAAGUGCUCAUGAUUGUUGUGUUAGCAGCAGUGUGAAAGAACUUGUCCACUAUGCUGUUAAUUUGGCGGUCAAAGCAUCAUCACCAGAGAGUUUGCAACUGUGCCAGCUUCUAAUAACGUUAAUAUCACAAAUAUCGCGAUGCAUGAUGUUAAAAUCCAAGCUGCAAGGCGCCUCGGCUUUUUCUCUUAACUGUUCCAAUAUGGUGUCCCUCAUCGAAGCAAAAUGUACAGAGUUAUUCGCAGAUGAUGUGUCACUAUCAACGAAAACAUGUUUCAUUGGUCAACUGCAACCAAGUUGGCUAUCAUAUCGAAUACUUGAUUGGAUUCUGUCGAAAUAUAAUCAAUGUUUUAUCAAAGGGAAACAUAAGCAGUUGUUAAAAAAACCUUUAUCUAUGAAUAAAAUUAUAUAUUGUUAUUUUUUCCUGUGUCCAAAAUCUGAGGUUAAAGUUUUCAACAAGAUUGAUACAACACCACUUAAAGAUAUCAAAAAUAAUGUUAACAGCUUGUCAUCACCGCGAAAAUCAAUCGGAUCCAUUUUUAGAAAAAACGCAAAAGGUGAGACACCUUUACAAAUUGCAUGCAUUAAAAACAACGCUUCUAAGGUAAAAGAACUACUGGCAUUAGGAGCGGAUCCGAAUUCGAAAGAUAAUGCGGGUUGGACUCCUCUUCAUGAAGCUUGUAAUUUUGGUCACCUGAAAUGUGUAGAAGAGUUGCUAAACUCAAAAGAUUUGAAUCUAUAUGUAACCAGUCCUGAAGGAAUAACAGCGCUUCACGAUGCAGUAGAGAACGAUCACAUCAAAGUAGUGGAGGCUCUGUUGCGAAGAGGCGGUCGCAAGUUGAUGACUAUGAAAACAGAAAACAACAAAAGCGCUUUUGAUUUUAUUCAUUCCCCAACCAUGAUGAAACUUUUUGAAAAAUACAAAAGCCAUGAAGGAGAAAAUGUCUCGAACUCUACGAAGGAGUAUUUGGAUAGCAGUAUUUACGAAAAAAUUGGUAAGGUAUCACUGACAUCGAUGGAAGAAUAUCUCUACAUGUUGCUCAUGAUUAUACGUUCCUUGACAUCUACGGAGGAGUGUAUUAUGGAUGAAGAAGUGUUAAGAACUCAAUGGCGUCUUUUUAAAGAGCAUAUUAAUCACUUGAACACACACACUUCACUAAAAGUAAAGAUUUACGUGAAAAACAUUGAAAACGCGUUGGGUGUAAGCUAGCUUGCAUCUACUAUUUAAAACUGGUUUUAAUUCUAAUUUUUGGGUGUUCGAACAACCUUGCAGGAAGAACUGAUUGGACAGUGAUGAAAGGUUUUUUCCCACCAGCCCUUCGUUAUCCUUGUCCUUCACAUCCUCUCUCUAUUGUACGUAAGCUUUUUCUGCCCAAUUUUCCAACUACUCUAUAGUCUACUAUAUAUUACGUUCAUGUUAGUAGUGCGAUUUUCGUUCUCUCAUUCUCAUAAAAACAUCUAGGAAAUAACGCCCUCGCAUAAACACCAUCCACCCCCCACAACCUUAUUUCAGCUUCAAUUGAGAAAAUGUUUAUACAACGAUGUUCUUACGGAACGAAUAGUGAGCAAAUUUUUUGAUUUUUCAACACUUGUGUGUAACAAUAAGGGCAAAAACUUCCCUUGGAGUUGCAGAGUUUUUGAUUUUGUUUUGUUAUUUUUAAAUAAACGCCAAUGUCACAAACGCCCAUUUGUCUGAUCUCGAAAAAGAUUUUUUAUCCGAUGUAGAGUUUUCAGAAGAACGCUUCAUUGAGUGUAUGCAUUAUAGAUUGUAGAUUUGACACUAUUUUUGUUUAGCACGACAUGAAGUUGGAACUGGGGUGAUUUUAUAUGUACAUAUCUUAAUAUUUGGUUUUUAUUUUUUCGGUAUGUAUUUUACAACAUUUGGUAGAUUUAUUGAUUUUUGUGUAACAUUUGAAGGAAUCAAUCAAAAAAGUAGAAAGCAUUCCUGCUUUUGUAAUCAAUUGAGA
Hydractinia symbiolongicarpus is the source of this 4690-nucleotide messenger RNA. Its product is annotated as SMC5-SMC6 complex localization factor protein 1-like. The record is from RefSeq and is a predicted model, not a curated record. Gene Ontology annotation, molecular function: protein binding. Bases 7 to 3933 code for a protein of 1308 amino acids. The transcript is spliced from 17 exons. Gene Ontology annotation, biological process: positive regulation of double-strand break repair. NCBI's taxonomy places the organism in Eukaryota, Metazoa, Cnidaria, Hydrozoa, Anthoathecata, Hydractiniidae.